Molecule: messenger RNA, 801 nt
Organism: Trichoderma gamsii
Lineage: Eukaryota; Fungi; Ascomycota; Sordariomycetes; Hypocreales; Hypocreaceae
Exons: 6
Coding region: 1-801 (266 amino acids)
Source: RefSeq, a predicted model, not a curated record
AUGACAAACAGCCGCACUUGUAGUAGUCAUGGCAGUGUUGGAGAGCUCUAUACCGGCGAGAAUAAGAACGAGAGGAUUUUACGCAUAAGAAUCCCUAUAAUCCGAGGUAUACCACUUGUUAUUGCUAAUGAUCUCCAAUAUGCCUUACACCACAUCCACGUCUGCCGCCGUUCCAACCCGUUUCUCUCCUUCUGCAAUCUCAAGCGGGAACAUCAGCCCAACGUCUCCGCUACCCUAAACCCCACUCCGCAACCCAUCAACCCUUGUGCUGGAACACUCGACCUCUGCUCUGACCACCCGCAAGCUGCCAGCUGCCUUCUCCAGUUCCUCUAUCUUGAUGACUACCUUCCUUCUAAGGUCACCCAGUUGCCUUACAAGUCUACUGACCAUCAUCAAGAAGACGACAAACCCUCACCUUCUCCAACAAAGACCAUGAAACCCGCCAUUGAGACAGCGCUGCAGGGCGACGCUAGCGUUUUUGCCACAUACGCAUACAAUUCGAUUCCCAGUGUUGCAGCAGUGUGGACAAUGCCAUUACUUUGCAGCGAUUAUGAUCUUGAAGAUAACACAUUUGAGGCUUUCCGGAAUUCCUACGAUGCUGGGGAGAAGAACCCGACAUCAGCACUCGCGGUUCGCCAUGGCGACGGCCACGUUUCUAUUACAAUUCCAGAUGCCCCUUCGAAUCCGAUCUCAGAGCAAUUCAUCCACACCGGGGUUCUCCCAACAGCGAGAAACGAUUCAUCAAUUUUGGUGUAUACUGCUGGCAUGGAGCUUGGAGCUAUUCUAGAUCCAUAUAUAUAA